GACAGGACAGCACUGCAUAUCGCUGCCAUGAGAGGAUCCAAGCAAUGUGUACAGUACAUUCUACAGCGCCACCCUAAAUGUAUCAACCUCUUUGAUAAAAAUCAGGUGAGAAAACCUAAAAAUAUUAUACUUGAAUGCUCAGUCGUCAUAUUAAAUCAUGAAAUUUUCCGAGAAAGGAUUUAGGAAGUCCCGUCCGAAAAAUUUUCCAGAACUCAUUUUUCGGUGACCGACCAUUAACAGACUCGAAUCAAACCCCAGGUACCCCUUCCAAACUCCCUCUUUGCUAAUGUAAUAUAAUUUAUUUUGGAAUAAUUACGCGUGGAACUCCUUACGGAUGAGGUGCUUUUUGAUUUGGUUUUAAGAGAUUAAUUAUCUUUCUCCUCUCGCCCAGAACACCGCUUUACACUUGGCCGCCAUUCAUGAUUCCCCAGAAGUUGUCUCGUGCUUGCUGUCUUACCCGGAACAAGAGAUCCUUUUGAAUAAAAAGAACCAUAAUGUUCUGGACGCCGCAUUGAAUGCUGACAGGAAAAAUGUGUCACUUGCUAUAGCGAGUCACGAGAGGUUAGUUAAGAAUGUUAGCAGCAAAGAAAGACAAAAUACAAACAAACAAACAAACAAACAGACGCAAAUGCGUCCAAUUAUUUCCUCGUUAAAGUUCAAGCUCGCAGACUAGGCUCAGCUUUGCGCACGUGCCAUUUGCACGUGCGUUGCACAUGAUCAACAUACGUCUAGUACGAUCCUGUUCUUUUGAACUGAGAAUGUAGUAUGGAGGGGCAAGCAUUCGGACGUCGUUGUGUGAUCUUUUUUGCGGCUCAACUUUAUAUAUAUAGGGGUUAAAAGAAAUAUUGAGAAUUGAAGUAUUAAUUUCGGUUUAGGGCAGGGCAGGUUUUGAAAUUUUCGACAGCACAACCGUCUGCUUAUUUUCUAUUUUAGAUGUCAAAUUCUUGCGUAUAGUUAAAAGAAUAUAACAGGGAGGCAUAUUAAUUCUUGAUAUAUCAAAAUAUAUUUAAGCAUCUCUUCUUGCUUUUCAUAGAUGGCGCGAAGUACUGACGUCAUCUGCUCCCGGACACAUCGCAACGAUGCAACAUCUUGUGAUAAAAAUGCCAGAAAUUGCUAUACGGUUUAUGGAUCAGUGUAUUACAAAGGAAGGAAACCCCGACAGCGAAGAUUUCAAAGUAACAUAUGAUUUCACGAUGAUUCAAGGAGCAGAGCCUGGGCAAGAUCCUUUGGCAGUACUGAAGACCAUGUUAAAGCACCGUCGUAUCAACUGUUUGAGCCACCCUGUUUGCUAUAAUGUUAUGAGUAUAAAAUGGUAAAGACAGUAUCGAUUUAAUUUUAGUUUAUCCUUAAUAUAUACUUCUUAGAAAACCUUUGCGUACGAGCGAGCUUUUUUUCACCACCACCCUCUUCAUCGAGUUUUUGUUCUCGCCCCACUUUUCGCGCGGCCAGAGGGGCAUAGUAUGUGACAAUUAGAUCAUAAGCUCGAGAUUUCCAUCACGCAAAGAAAUUGAGAACGAAAAAUCGAAUUGUUUUAAUAUAAAUCUACUAGUCGUGUAAAACUUUAUUCAAAUCCUCUUUACAAACACUUCGAAAACGCAAAUCAGUAGCCGCCAUUUUGUUAACAACCGCACACUUCAAGGCUACUCAUUUUUUAGCACAGAACAGAUAGUGAGUAGCGUAGCC
Messenger RNA from Orbicella faveolata, 1683 nucleotides. Its product is annotated as transient receptor potential cation channel subfamily A member 1-like. The record is from RefSeq and is a predicted model, not a curated record. Gene Ontology annotation, molecular function: monoatomic ion channel activity; protein binding. NCBI's taxonomy places the organism in Eukaryota, Metazoa, Cnidaria, Anthozoa, Scleractinia, Merulinidae. Gene Ontology annotation, biological process: monoatomic ion transmembrane transport. Gene Ontology annotation, cellular component: membrane; transmembrane transporter complex.